This is a messenger RNA of Cervus elaphus (red deer), 2028 nucleotides long. RefSeq lists its product as uncharacterized. The transcript is spliced from 3 exons. Bases 1 to 1098 code for a protein of 365 amino acids. The record is from RefSeq and is a predicted model, not a curated record. Lineage: Eukaryota; Metazoa; Chordata; Mammalia; Artiodactyla; Cervidae.
AUGAUUGACGAGCAGCACCAUCCGAAACUGACAGACUGUCAAGCCCGCCUGCUACCCCUGGGUUAUUUCAGCCUGGAAUUUCUGGCCCAGCGAGAGCAGUCAUUACUUUCUCCCCCGAUGGAUUUCUCCAUAGAGGCUUUGGAGGAGGAGAAAAAGAGAGAUCAGCAAGCUUUCUUUCUGAAAGCCAUGAGACGAGGCAGCUUUGUGGGCUGUGCCUGCAUCGGGCUCUGCCUGUGUCUCCACGGCAGCUCCAGUUGCGUGUAUUUAUCCAAGUGGCAGUGCGGUGGCCGGGAGCCACCCCAGCGAGGCCCCGAGCGUUGCUGGGAAUUCAUCUGCAUCCCGUUUCUGGUGCCCAGAGAGGGGACCAGGGCUCAUCCCGCCGGAAUCCAUCGGGGAGGCGCACCCAGCCCAGUCGGCCGCAGGGACCCCGCAGAGGUCUGCCUCCAACCCACCCCAGCCCCUCACUGUGGCUGGAGGCUCCGGGUAGCGGGCUGCUUCCUUCUCCCUGGGGAGGACCCCGAGAGCCCCCACGCUGCUCGGAGGUCGGCCCGGGGUCUCUGGGCAAGGUCAUCCCGGCACGCGAGUUCCCGCCCCUCCUGGAGUCCCGGACUUCCCCCAUCACAAAAGGCACCCUCUGCCUCCGCCGUGGCCAGCGUCAGCGGGCAGAGCGGGGACCCUCCCGCGCCAUCCCUGGGGACUGCCUUGUCCUCCCCCUCUGCCUACCCUGCCCGCCCGGCGCGCCCACAUCAAGGGGGUCUUAUGCACGCUCCCUCACUUUUGGCCAACGUAAGGGUCUCGGAUCCCGCGGCCUCCUCCGGUGAGGCUCCGACGCCACCCGCAAAGCCCAGCCUUCGCGAGGGCGGGGUUCGGAAAGCGGCUGGUAGCUGCAGGGCCCGGGUCGCUGCCCGGGAACGCAGGACGGGAGGUCUCUUAUGGACACAGCGUCACCCCCACCCCCGCACGAUCACUGCGGGGAAAGCCAAGAAGAGGAAGGGGCUCCCGGGUCUGAACCGCUCGCUCGGGGCACAGGGCGCUGCUGGGCACGCGAAGAAACUGACUCAGUGUCCUCUGAGAAUAACGUGUUCGACAUUCAAGUGACAGCGCUGGAAAGGAUUUCAAAGCCCUGGAGCCCCAGCCCGCUCUGCACCUUGAUGGCUCUUCUGCCUGCCCUCUCUUUGGCUUCCAAAUGCAGCAAGUUCUUUCUUUACUUAAAAUAUGUUCAUCUUUUACACAGGUCCUGGCUGUCCACAGAAACACAGCCCAGAUAAGCAGGCUCUUCUAAAUUUGAACCAGCCCUGCUGGUACAAAGUUCCAAGCUGCUAAGGUCCCCAAGUAUACUACCCAGAGUUUUUUUUAAUGGAAAAACCAGGGAGCAGAGAGGUGCAAGGUCUUGUCCCAAGCCAAAACCGGCUUUUCUGAUGUUGACAUUGUUUGACUGGCUCAGGCUGGCUUUCCAUGAGAAAAAAAUGGUAAACAGGCAGUAAUUUAAUAAAACGGACAUGGUUUAAGUUGUAAGCAGUAUCCGAGCCUUUGGGACAUGGCAUGGUGCUGAGCAGCUAUUUUGUAGAGGUUUGAAGUUAAGGGGCAAAUACUCAGGAAAAUCUCAGGAAGAUGAGAGAAUAAAAGUUUUACAAAAUGAUAGAAGCAAAUGGUCUUUCAUGCCUAAACUUUCAGUUUUGUUUUUAGUUGAGCCUUCUUUCUAGUUUGAAAUAGAAGCCUUUUUAAAAGCAAGUAACUUUUUGGCCAGAUAUAUUAGGAUAUAUCCAUAUAAUACCAUAGAACCAAUUUUUAACAAGUUCUUAACUGAUAUGAAAGGAUUUGCAAGAUACAUUACUGAGUAACAAGCAAAUAUAUGACUAUUUGAAUGAGAUGAAAAAAUCAAAGGAGAGUAUAUAUACGUAUUUGUAUAGCAGUAGACUAUCUCUGGACAAACAUUGCUUUUGGGGAUGCACUGGGAAGACAGAGGGAGGGGACUGUCCUCUCUUUAUCUAAAUCCUCUGUCUGUUUUUAAACGAUGUAAAUUAAUUA